Molecule: messenger RNA, 462 nt
Organism: Gongylonema pulchrum
Lineage: Eukaryota; Metazoa; Nematoda; Chromadorea; Rhabditida; Gongylonematidae
Source: the annotation of a GenBank genome assembly
AUGUCGUCCUGCUCGCCGCCGAAACAACUGGGCGCCCCAGCAGCGGCUGGUGAUGCGUCGCAGCGUUCGCAGAUGAAGGAGCUGGAUCAGUGGAUCGAGCAGCUCUACAGGUGUGAGCAGCUUACGGAGAGUCAGGUGAAAGUGCUCUGCGACAAGGCCAAGGAAAUACUGCAGAAGGAGUCAAAUGUGCAGGAGGUGAAGUGUCCGGUGACAGUGUGCGGCGAUGUGCAUGGGCAGUUCCAUGAUUUGUUGGAGCUGUUCAAAAUGGGUGGCAAAGCACCGGACACAAACUAUCUGUUUAUGGGCGAUUACGUGGACAGAGGUUAUCAUUCGGUGGAGACAGUCACGCUGCUUGUGUGCUUGAAGGUGAGAAUUUUUGAACGAGUGACAUUAGCAGCUAAGCGAACCGAGGACUCGACUGGCGCCACCGGGAGAACUAAGCUCUGCAUGUUUCGCUUAUAA